AUGUUCGAUAAAAUUAAGCAAAAGAUCGAGAAAGCUAAGGGAGCUCUCGAGCACAGCGACGAGAGGGUUUUGGCCUCAAUACCUGAAACUUCAGGUUUGAGCAAGAAGGAUAUCUACAGAAAUCGUUACAACCACGGUGUGAAUCUAGGAGGCUGCUUUAUCCUUGAAAAGUGGAUAUACGAGUCUGUAUUUGACAAGGGCGGCGAUAAUGAGUUUGAUGCCGUGAGCUCUCAAGUGAAUCACUCGUCAGUGGAUGAGGCUGCUAGCAAACUAACCAAGCACUACAAUGAUUAUAUAAGCAAGAUUGAUUGGAAUUGGCUGAAAAACGAGGCUGGUAUCACCUCUUUCAGGAUUCCAAUCGGCUAUUGGCAUGUAGGUAAUGGGCAGCUUCUUGACGAGUUGCCUUUUGAGCCUCUGCGGGAAGUGUACAGCAGGGCAAAACCAUGGGAUAUCUUGAAGAAUCUCAUCAACAAAGCGGCGGAAUAUGAUAUUGGUGUCCUUAUUGACGUUCAUGGCUUGCCAGGUGGUGCUAAUACAGAUAUGCACAGCGGGUGCAAGAAUAGUUCGCCAUCAUUUUUCAAUAAGAGCAAACACAUCGAUAAAAUGGUCAAUGUCGUACUUCCAUUUAUCUGCCGGGAUGCUUGCGUCAACUGUGAGAAUGUAAUUGGGUUGCAAGUCGUUAAUGAGGCGGUCUUUGAUAACAGCGCGCAUGGUCAGAAAAGCUACUACUCGCGUGCUGUGGCUGCUCUGAACCGGAUUGAUCCGGGACUGCCCGUCGUCAUUUCCGAUGGCUGGUGGCCAGAUCAGUGGGCCGACUGGCUCGGGCAGACGAACCUGGCUGCUAAAGUAGUGGUAGAUUCGCAUGUCUACAGAUGCUUCUCUGCCGAGGACAAAGGUAAAGAUGCGAAUCAGAUCAUAAAUCACCUUUCCGAAAGUAUUAGCUGGCCGAGAGACAGGAUAGACUUUGUCGUUGGGGAGUUUUCUUGUGUUCUCGACGAGGAAACCUGGAGGAAGACUGCUGGCAACCGCGACGAGUGGGUACGGAAGUUUGGAAAAGUGCAAACCAGUAAUUUUGCGAAUGUCGCUAGUUGGGGCUGGUUUUUUUGGACUUUGCAAUUCCAAUACGGUGACGGCGGAGAAUGGGGUCUUGUACCUAUGGUCAAAAAGGGGGCAAUUCCUCGUCGGCCACAAGGUUCACCAACAGUCGACGAGAACAGAGUUAAAGAAAUAAUCAAUGAACAUAUAGCCUACUGGAAAGACAAAGGCGGCGAUGCUAUGGAACAUUGGAGGUUCGAAGAUGGAUUGAGGGGGGCCAUAGCCGAUAUCAAUGCUUUCGCUCAAUUCGAUAAUUCUCGGAUAGGCAGAUGGAAAGCCUUGGCUAUGCAGCGCAGAGCGCAGUACAUCUCGCGGAAAGGUGAUAGCAAAUAUAUGUGGGAAUGGGACCAAGGUUUCCAGCGCGCAAUAGACGAGUUUGGUCGCUACUAG
Molecule: messenger RNA, 1485 nt
Organism: Torulaspora globosa
Lineage: Eukaryota; Fungi; Ascomycota; Saccharomycetes; Saccharomycetales; Saccharomycetaceae
Gene: MRX18
Product: 17-beta-hydroxysteroid dehydrogenase-like protein
Exons: 1
Coding region: 1-1485 (494 amino acids)
Biological process (GO): glucan catabolic process
Cellular component (GO): cell surface; extracellular region
Molecular function (GO): glucan endo-1,6-beta-glucosidase activity
Source: RefSeq, a predicted model, not a curated record